AUGAGUGCAGAGAUGGCCGCCUCUGGGUGGGUGAGGUCGCCCCAACCUAAGCCGAUUUCCUCCUUGUUUUCCAAGUUGCACGGCGCUUUCUCUGAAGCCAUCGCUCCGCCGAAGCUUGUGAUCGAUAAGAGGUGCAUUGAGAAGUCAUGGAAACUCAUGGACAAAGUAGUGAAAUUGUGCCAACAUCCGAAGAUGAACUUGAAAAAUUCUCCCCCCUUUAUCCUGGAUAUCCUCCCGGACACAUAUCAACACUUGAAAUUAAUCUAUGGGAAGCACGAGGAGAGGAUGUAUGUUCUCAACGAGAACGAAUAUUUCAAGGUGUACAUUGAGAACCUCAUCCGAAAGUGCAAACAAGCCAUCAAGCUCUUCAAAGAGGGCAAAGAUAGAAUGUUCGAUGAAAACUCACAUUAUAGGCGCAACCUCACGAAGUUGAGUUUGGUGUUCAGCCACAUGCUCAGUGAAUUAAAAGCUAUCUUCCCAAAUGGUUCCUUUGCUGGUGACCAAUUCCGGAUUACCAAGAGUGAUGCCGCUGAGUUCUGGAGAAAUGCCUUCCAUGACAGAACCAUUGUGCCCUGGAAAGUGUUCAGGCAGACAUUGAGUGAAGUACAUCCCAUCAGUUCAGGCCUAGAAGCCAUGGCUCUCAAGUCAACAAUUGACCUUACCUGCAAUGACUACAUAUCAAAUUUUGAGUUUGAUGUAUUCACAAGGUUGUUCCAACCAUGGACAACACUGCUGAGAAACUGGAAGAUCUUGGCUGUUACACAUCCUGGCUAUGUUGCUUUCCUCACUUAUGAUGAAGUGAAAGCAAGAUUGCAGAAAUACAUCACCAAACCUGGAAGCUAUCUGUAUCCUGAUGGGCGAAACAUGAACCCAGAUUUGUCAUCUGCAGUAGAAAACACUCCAGAGGAUCAUAUUCGUGUGACACAGGAACAGUAUGAGCUUUAUUGUGAGAUGGGCUCCACAUUCCAGUUGUGCAAAAUCUGUGCUGAGAAUGACAAAGAUAUUCGAAUUGAACCUUGUGGCCACCUCCUCUGCACGCCUUGUCUUACAUCAUGGCAGGAAUCGGAAGGUCAGGGAUGCCCAUUUUGUCGGGCUGAGAUAAAAGGAACUGAAGGCAUUAUUGUUGACCCUUUUGACCCACAUCGGCAGCACAAACGAAAUCCAAAUGGACCUAUUCAAGUUGCACAUCUGGUUGACCUCGAGGAUGACGAUGAGGACUUUGCACCAUGGCCUUCAAAGAACUUGCAGGCCCUGGCGCUUACACCCCGCCCUCAGUUGCAUAUGGAGCUUAGUCCUAGGGGAUCCCCAAGACAUUCUCCUUGUGUAGAGAGGAAGGCUCCCCAACUGGAUGAGCCACCACCCAUCCCUCCCAAGCGACUGACUUCUCACCAGGAUGGUCCUGUCUUAGUAACUAGUUCUAGAAUUGCUGGUGGCAAUGAAGGGUAUUAUUUCUACUUGGAUACUGCCAGUACUACCAUCACCACCACUCCUGGUGAGCUAUCCCAAACCAGUGGAGCCAGGAGGAAAGAGCAUAUAGAACGGCAAAGAAGGAAUCCUCCAAAGCCAUCACCUCUCCCACUUGUGCCUUUUUCUUCCUCCUCUGCAUCUUCUUGCCCAUUAUCCACAUCCCCAUCUUUACCCCCUCUUCUACAUCCAAGAGGAUCAAGUCCUCACCCUGUGCCACCUCUCCCCAGAACUGCUUCUCCUAUACAAGAAUCAAGAAGAAGGGAUCAGGUACCUGUGAUUCGGUCAGAGAACCUGCACUAUGCUGAACUCCGGCCACCUGAUGAUGAUGAUGAACAAAAUGAGCGUGCAACAGAGCAAUCAACUAGUCAGAAUGGGGUUGUGGGUGCUGUGGAGCAAUGA
This is a messenger RNA of Darwinula stevensoni, 1866 nucleotides long. NCBI's taxonomy places the organism in Eukaryota, Metazoa, Arthropoda, Ostracoda, Podocopida, Darwinulidae. The record is from the annotation of a GenBank genome assembly.